Entrophospora candida is the source of this 492-nucleotide messenger RNA. The record is from the annotation of a GenBank genome assembly. NCBI's taxonomy places the organism in Eukaryota, Fungi, Glomeromycota, Glomeromycetes, Entrophosporales, Entrophosporaceae.
AUGGGAUUAGGAACUGAAUGGGGAAAAAAUCAACAAUAUUUAACCCAAAAAUCUCAGCAAGCCAAAGUUUCAGCUGCAAAAAGAAUAGGUUUAGAAAAAGAUGUUAGUUGGAAACUACUAAUCAAUCUCCUUCCUUUUGGUCUCCUCAUUUUAGAACCUGAUUUUAUUGGGGCUAGUUUUGCGAUAAUUUGGGACACUCUCAAUAAUUAUGACAACUUAAAAGGAAAAAAGAUUUCUACUGAAAUACCAAUAAAAAAGAUUAUUUUUGAAAAUGUUUCUUUCAAAUACCAAGAGCAGAAAAAAGCAAUGAUUUUUAACCAAAUUUUUGUGGCUGGAGAGGUAAAUUAUUUAACCUCUCCUAAUGGUAGCGGAAAAACUACUAAACUUUAUCUUUUAUUAGGAUUACUAACCCCUCAAAAAGGAAAAAUAAUUAUUCAAAUGAGGGAUGACAAAAAUGUUCAUAAUUUAUCUGAACUUGACUUAGUUAACUGA